AUGUCUGCCCCGUCCAUCCACGCCGAGCCGCCGCCAGAGGUGGUGUGCGACCCCGAAGGCCUGCAGUAUGAAACCGGUCCACAGCUGGGCAAAGGCGGCUUUGCCAUCUGCCACCGCGCGAAGCUGCUGGGCCACGACCACCUGGGCAGCAGUACAGUCGCUUUGAAGAUCGUCAGAUCUAAGAUGGAGCCCCCCAAACUGGCACAAAAGUUUGUGACCGAACUGCAAAUCCACUCCAAGCUGGCCCAUCCCAACAUUGUCGAGUUCUACCGCGCCUUCUCUUUCCACGCAAGCACCUAUGUCGUCCUGGAGCUGUGCGAAAACGGCUCCCUCGCCGACGCGAUCAAGAAGCGCAAGUACUUCACCAUGCCUGAGAUUCGCCGCUUCAUGAUCCAAACAUGUGGUGCCAUCAAGUACUUGCACCAGCGAAACAUCGUGCACCGCGACCUCAAGACCGGCAACCUCUUCCUCGACAAGGACAUGAAUGUCAAGGUCGGCGACUUUGGCCUUGCUGCCCUGCUCCUCUCCCAAAACGACUACGGUGCGAUUCGACGGACGACCAUGUGCGGCACACCGAACUAUCUUGCGCCCGAGGUCCUCGAGAAGACAGGCAAGGGCCACGACGAGAAGGUCGAUUUGUGGGCGAUUGGCAUAAUGAUGUACACGCUCGCUGUAGGCCGCGCGCCUUUUCACGCAGCGAAGCGCGAGGACAUCUACCGAAAAUUGAAGGCGCGUGAAUACUCCUGGCCGGACCCAGCGAAGUGCGCGAACGACAUCACAGACGACCUGCGCGACAUUGUGUCGUUACUGCUGGUACACGAAGACGACAGACCCACGCCUGAUCAGAUUGUAGCCCACCCCUUCUUCAAACUAGGAAUGAUCCCACUCGAGCUGGACAACGGAUGCACUUCAAAGAUUCCAAGAUGGCCCAAGGAGCGCGCGCCUACGGCCUCGACCAUAAGACGAGGAUAUACCGAAGAAUGGUGGACGUUGUGCAAGGCUUCCGCGGUGGGUGAGUAUGAGCCAGGGAAAGCGUUUGGUGCGUAUGGGAGCAGAAGAAACAAGACGGUGGCUCGUGAUUGCCAGAAAGAGAUUGAAGCUGGCAAGCAGCCUAACAUUCCGUUCAGCAAGGACGUCGUCUACGUGCCAUUCCCUGCACGCGUGCAAUGGCCGCAUCAAGCUGCGCCUGGAGGAUUGAGCGAGAUCUCAGAGGAGAAGGAGUCGUCACAAGAGGGUCAGGCGCUGGUGGAGACAUCUGGGAACGACCGGUUAAAGGGGCGCCUCCCUCGCGUCAGGAGAGAGAUGCCACCGCCGGCACUCAAAGAAAACGAGCCCGUAGCAACCCAGGAAUCGGUACCGUCGACAGAGCCGGAGCCUGCUCGUAGGAUUUUGGACAAGCAGCCUACAAGAUUACGAGCAGUCCGCAAGAUCUCGAGCUCUGCUCCGGUCGCUGCCGCCACAGCACCAGCACCUGUACCAUUGCGGGCACCUCGAGAAACCCGGCCAACAACACGAGCUCGAGCUGCGAAGGAAGGUGCCAAGAAGGUGGCGCAAGAGACGGAGACGGGGCUCCCUGAUCUUCCGCCUCUUCGCGCAAUAAAGACUACCGUGCGAGUGACUGAGAAGCCGGAACCCACGCCCCAAUUCAUGACAUCCACACGAAGCACCAAGCUUUCAACAUCGACUGGAAGCGAACCAAAGUUCCAUGCUGUCAGCGGUGAACUACCGGCCACUGAUCCUGUAACGGUUUUGGCCCGUCUGUAUACGUUCCGAGACAAUCUUGCGCGAGCUCUCGAGAAGAAGCCAUCGAAGUCCCGAAGAGAGCAGCCUCCACAGCUGCCGUUUGUGACGAAAUGGGUCGACUAUUCUCGCAGAUAUGGAGUCGGCUAUGUCUUGGACGACGGUAGCAUCGGCACUCUUCUCACAGCAGACGAACAAAACCCGGUCACAGCUGCGAUUGCCACGGACGGGUACAACCACCUUAAAAAGAAUGGCAGGAACCGAGAAGCAGCGAAGAGUGUUCCGCUUGAAUACUAUACCACAGUCAAGAAAGAUCGGGGCCUGUCUCAAGUCGAGGUCCAGGAUCGGCGACGCACGGAAGAGAUUCGAACAGUCUGGCACAAGUUCGGGAAGUACAUGUGCGCGACUUUCGGUGAUGAAGAGCUGGUUGUGAAAGAAGGGCCAAGACAGUCGAACUUUGUAAAGUUCUACCAGCGACUUGGCAACGUCGGCAUCUGGGGGUUCGACGAUGGUUCUUUCCAGUUCAAUUUCCCAGAUCACACGAAGCUGGUGCUGUCGUCGGAUGGAGGCUACGCCACGUUCUUGUGCCUGCCCUACGAAGCAACAGCACUCCUCGAAGCAACGGGCAACGUACCCUGGAGACACGUCAGGGCACGUGAAACGCUCAAGGGAUCGUUACAACAGCUGCUGUACGGGUCUGCGGACAAGGCCGAUGGGUACAAAGCGAUCACUCAGGGCAACCAACUUCGCGAGAAGAUUGAGUUCAUCUACGCUGUCGUCGGGGAGUGGGUGCGAGAAGGAGGCCUGGGCUGCCUCGUCGAACCCAAGGAGUACUCUUGGACGGGGCCGCAACUGGAAGAGACGAAGCGACUGGACUGGGCGAGUGUUGGGCGUUCGGGCGGCGACGUCUUCUCAUGA
Messenger RNA from Ascochyta rabiei, 2658 nucleotides. Its product is annotated as class II myosin. Gene Ontology annotation, molecular function: protein binding; protein kinase activity; ATP binding. Gene Ontology annotation, cellular component: cytoplasm; spindle pole; nucleus. The record is from RefSeq and is a predicted model, not a curated record. The coding region runs from base 1 to 2658 and encodes 885 amino acids. The transcript has 3 exons. Gene Ontology annotation, biological process: mitotic cell cycle; regulation of protein localization to mitotic spindle pole body; protein phosphorylation. Lineage: Eukaryota; Fungi; Ascomycota; Dothideomycetes; Pleosporales; Didymellaceae.